Messenger RNA from Symbiodinium pilosum, 339 nucleotides. Lineage: Eukaryota; Dinophyceae; Suessiales; Symbiodiniaceae. The record is from the annotation of a GenBank genome assembly.
GUUUUGCGGAGCUUUGAACUACUUGCCCAAGUUCCGGCCAACCCAAGGGAGAUGUAUUUCGCUCAAGCCUUGAUCGAUAUGUUCCAGGAGUACGUGCAAAAGACGGGUGUGGACCUGUCUGACCCAGAGAUUCCCCCCGAGAUGGAAAGGCUCUGGUCCAUGGUGCAAAAGGAUGGUGCAGCAACCAAAGGUGGCCGCGUGUUCGCGGAAGCAGAAGAGCGGGUGAAGCAGCCUCCAGCACAAGCACAAAGGCCACAGUCCUGCCAGUGCCGACACGUGGCGCCUGGCAUCCGUGGUGGCGGCAGCCAUGGGUGCUCAUCUACGGGAGGUGGGCUUUGA